This is a messenger RNA of Daucus carota subsp. sativus, 1302 nucleotides long. RefSeq names its product probable alpha,alpha-trehalose-phosphate synthase [UDP-forming] 9. Bases 1 to 1302 code for a protein of 433 amino acids. Gene Ontology annotation, biological process: trehalose biosynthetic process. The transcript is spliced from 5 exons. The record is from RefSeq and is a predicted model, not a curated record. NCBI's taxonomy places the organism in Eukaryota, Viridiplantae, Streptophyta, Magnoliopsida, Apiales, Apiaceae. Gene Ontology annotation, cellular component: cytosol. Gene Ontology annotation, molecular function: trehalose-phosphatase activity.
AUGCUAGGACUGGACUGUGAGUCCAAACGAGGACAAAUUGGGCUGGAUUAUAGUGCUCGCACGGUGUAUAUCAAGAUUCUGCCUAUAGGAAUUCAUUUGGAAAAAGUUGAAAAUGUUCUGAAUAUUCCUUCUACAUCAGUGAAAGUCAAGGAAUUCGAAGGGAAGUUCAAGGGGAACCAUGUAAUUGUUGGCGUAGACGACAUGAACUUAUUCAAGGCAAUUAGUCUGAAGUUAUUAGCAUCUGAACAGCUAUUGAGGAAGUAUGAAAACUUGCGGGAUAUUGUGGUUCUUGUUCAAAUUAUCAAUCCUGAAAGAAACUCAGGAGAAGACAUUGAGGAAGUGAGAUGGGAGACGUAUGGAACUGCUAAUAGGAUUAAUCAGAUUUAUGGUUCUUGUGGUCAUCAACUAGUGAUUCUAAUUGAUCGACCAGUUGAUCAAUGCAGGGCUCUACAACUAUGGAUGAAGCUAGGGGAAUUAUGUCAUAUUCUCCUCGAAAUAAGUGUGCUAAUCAUUUAUGAAUAUGUUGGUUGUUCUCCAUCUCUGAGUGGAACAAUUGGAAUAAAUCCAUGGGGUAUUAGUUUCGUAGCUGAGGCUAUGCGUUCUACGAUCUCCAUGGAUGAUUUUUUAAGGCAAUUAAGACAUGAGCAGAACUAUAGCUAUGUUCAGUCUCUUGAUGUGGCGUAUUGGGCUCGCAGUUUCGUCCAUAGCAUGGAGAGAGCAUGUCUUGAUCACUAUAAUUAUCAAUGCUGGGGUAUGGGCUUCAGUUUCAUAUCUAAGACAAAUAGGAGGGCUAUAUUUCUAGACUUUGUUGGCAUCCUUGUUCCUCAUUCCUCGACCAAGAAAAACCUUAGUAGUGAAGCUAAAACUGCUCUUAUCACUCUGUGUGAUGAUCCUAAGAACACUGUGUUUAUCGUUAGUGGAAGUGGUAGAAGUUCCUUAACCGAGUGGUUGGCUCCAUGUGAAGGUCUAGGACUAGCUGCUGAACACGGGUACUUCAUAAGGUGGAAGAAAACUUCUGAAUGGCAAUCUAGUUUGGUUGUGGAUCUCGAGUGGAAGGAUGCAAGCAAAGGCUUGGUCACAGAAAAGGUAAUCGCGACAAUGGUUAGCAAUGGUGAGAUCCCUGAUUUCAUCCUCUGCAUUGGAGACAUGUACGACGGUACUUUGAAAAUUGUUUCAUCUGUGGUGGUCCCUGCUGUUCCGGAAAUCUUUUUCUGCACUGUGGAGCAAAAGCCUAGCAAGGCCAAGUACUUUGUUGACGAUACUUUUGAAGUUCAGAAGCUACUCCAGUGGCUUGCUAAUUAA